Molecule: messenger RNA, 2361 nt
Organism: Gadus macrocephalus (Pacific cod)
Lineage: Eukaryota; Metazoa; Chordata; Actinopteri; Gadiformes; Gadidae
Gene: rabggta
Product: Rab geranylgeranyltransferase subunit alpha
Exons: 18
Coding region: 311-2050 (579 amino acids)
Biological process (GO): protein geranylgeranylation
Cellular component (GO): Rab-protein geranylgeranyltransferase complex; cytoplasm
Molecular function (GO): protein binding; zinc ion binding; Rab geranylgeranyltransferase activity
Source: RefSeq, a predicted model, not a curated record
AUCAAUAGCCUACUCCAAUAAUAUAAUAAUAGGCUAUAUAGGAAAAUUGAAAAACGGCAAUCUCAUAGAAUCUUUUUCAAGCCACUGAUUGUUUAUAUUGUAAUGACUACAGGCGAGGCAGUGAGAAACGGCCAUCGCCAAGAUCUCUUUCCUGACGUCAUUUUAAAUAGACGGAAGUAAAACUUGCAGUUAUUUAUCCUACAGUGACAUAGCCAAAUCAAAAGGUUUUCUGCAAUAUAUUUAUUGAACGAAGAUAUCAGCUUAUAGUAGAGAUACAGCAUUUCAAAAGCAGCUCUUGCAGCCAAAAAGAAUGCACGGUCGGUUAAAGAUAAAGUCUACAGCGCAGCAGGAAGAGGAGAAAAGGAAGGAACGAGAGAAGAAACUAAAGCUAUAUGUAACAGCACGAGAUGUCUGUUUCAGUCAGAGGAAGGAGGGGGUUUUGGAUGAGGAGGCUCUACAGUUAACACAGCAGCUGCUGUCGUCCAAUCCUGACUUCUCAACCCUCUGGAACUACAGGAGAGAGAUUCUGAUGCAUCUGGAGACUGUGAGAGAGGAGGACGAUGUGCAGAAGAUCUAUGAGUCAGAACUUUCCUUUGUGGAACGCUGUCUGAGGCAGAACCCCAAGUCUUAUGGCAGCUGGCACCACCGAGGUUGGGUUUCAGCCCGUCUGCCCCGGCCUGACUGGGUCAGAGAACUGAGUCUAUGCGAUCGCUGCCUCAGCUUGGACGAGCGUAACUUUCACUGCUGGGACUACAGGCGGGUGGUGGUGAGGAUGUCAGGCGUGGCCGUGGAUCAGGAGCUCCGCUUCACCGAUCGCCUCAUUGGCUCAAACUUUUCCAACUACUCCAGCUGGCACUACCGCAGCACCCUGCUGCCCCUGCUGCAUCUGGAGUCCCCCGAGCCACUCUCGCCCACCCCCCAGCUGGCCAAGACCUCCCCACGGACCAACAGCCAUCGUGUCUGCGAGGAGCAGCUGCUCAAAGAAUAUGAGCUUGUGCAGAAUGCCUUCUUCACGGAUCCCAAUGACCAGAGUGCUUGGUUCUACUAUCGCUGGCUGUUGGGCAGAGCGGAGCGGGAGGAGAUGAUCAGCUGUGUGUACGUCAGUCGAGAGGAGGAGAGGGUGGCUGUGUGUUUCUCCAAGCCAGUUCACGGGCAGGCUGUUGGCCUGAUGCUGGUCCUCGACGGGCAGCCCCAGCAAGUGGAAUGGAGGAGCGUCCACCCACGCUUGAGACACAGCCCUGUCUGGGUCUGUGAUCUCCCCCCUGCCACCAUAAGUGACAUUGGCAAUGAGCAUAACCUGACCGUGCACUGGACGGAGAAUCAUACGCACAGGGACUGCGCACUCUACACUGGUCGAUCCCAGAGUUGGUGCCGGGAUUCUGCCACUGACCUGGAGCUUUUCAGGAGUGAGCUGUCGGUGGAGAAGACAUCAGUUCUGCAGUCUGAGCUGCAAACUUGCAACCAGCUCCAAGAACUGGAGCCUCUGAAUAAAUGGUGCCUGUUGACCAUUGUCCUCCUGAUGAGGGCGCUAGACCCCCUGGGCUACGAGAAGGAGACGCUGGCUCACUUCCAGACCUUGAAAGAAGUGGAUUCCAUGCGGUCUGCCUACUACGGUGACCUGUGCAGUAAAUUCAUUAUUGAAAACACAAUUCUUAAAAUGGAGUAUGCAGAGGUACGGGUCUUCAGUAUCUCAAACAAGAAGCUGAGCACUCUUUGCCACCUGGACCAGCUCUUAUUGGUGACCCAUAUUAACCUUUCGUCCAAUGAGCUGGAGAGGCUGCCUCCUCAGUUCUGUAUGCUACAGUGUCUGGAGGUCUUGGAAGCCGAUAACAAUUCCAUAGAAGAUUUAGAAGGGGUUUAUCAGCUUCCCAAAUUGGAGGAAAUUUCCUUAAAGAAUAACAAAAUCUCCAAGAUUGAAGACCUUGCGCUGCUUGCCUCCUGUCCUAAACUCAGGAGUCUGGAUCUCCGUGGCAACCCCGUCACGCAGAUGGCCAACUUCCUGUCGGACAUCGCAAAGCUGCUUCCCUCAGUCACGGACCUCCAACUGUGAUGUGCCCCUGGGGGGCGGGGGGUUGUAGUAGUAGUGGUGGUGUGUGUGUGUGUGUGUGUGUGUGUACGACGCCAAAAUGCAUGCUGCAAACCACUUAAAGAGCAAGAAUACCUGUAUUCACAACAGAACUACAGAUAACUUGUAUUUUGAAGAAUAAAAUAAGUAACUGAUAAAUUAAGGAUUAGCAUUGAGUUGCCAUUUGCUUUAUAACAUGGUUUGUAGAUUUACAAUUUAAAAGUUGGUGUAGGCCUACUCCACACAUUUUAAUCUCUUAUUCACCAAUAAAUUGCAACUCUGGCCACCUGAUCAUC